UGUAAAAUCCCUAAAGAGGAUUUAUGUGGAUCAGAGAGACGACAUGCCGCUGAAGAGAGAAGACACUGAGCGUGCUCUGCAGGUGAUGGAGGCCUGUCAGGCCGGAGCGGCCGACGGGGUCAAAGGUCGCGCUGAGAAACUGCUGAACAUCUUCCAGAGUGACCUGUUCCAGGCUCUGCUGGACAUUCAGGAGUUCUACGAGCUGACCAUCGGUGAGAACCAGACUACGACAACAAGCCGUCCACACACACCUGGACAGAAGUAUCGUUACCAAGACGAUGAGACUCCGCCUGCCGACCCCAGCCCCGGACACGUAACUCACGGACGCAGCACAGAGCCCAGUCACACACACCUGGACGGAUACACACACCCUGCUGCUGUCACGAUGAACGGAUCAGAAGGAGAGCUGGAGUACGAAGAGAUCACUCUGGAGAGGGGUAACUCUGGUCUGGGAUUCAGCAUCGCAGGAGGAACUGAUAAUCCUCACAUUGGAGACGACCCGUCCAUCUUCAUCACCAAGAUCAUUCCUGGAGGAGCUGCUGCCCAGGACGGACGCCUCAGAGUCAACGACAGCAUCGUGUUCGUUAACGACGUGGACGUGCGUGAGGUCACUCACUCCCUCGCGGUGGAGGCGCUGAAGGAGGCGGGGCCUGUCGUCAGGCUGUACGUGUUGCGGAGACGCCCACCCAGCGAGCGCGUCACGCAGAUCAAACUCAUGAAGGGACCCAAAGGUCUGGGGUUCAGUAUAGCGGGCGGUGUGGGGAACCAACAUGUUCCCGGAGACAACAGCAUCUACGUCACCAAGAUCAUCGAGGGAGGAGCAGCGCACCGCGACGGACGGCUACAGAUCGGGGACAAAAUAUUGGCCGUGAACCACGUGUCUCUGGAGGACGUCCUCCACGAAGACGCCGUGGUGGCGCUGAAGAACACGGGCGAGGUCGUGUACCUGAAGGUGGCGGCGCCCACCGCGCAGUACAUGCACCCAGCGGACCGCUACAGCCCCCCCGACCUCACCAGCUGUACGACCAGCUGGUCUCUGGCACAGACCAGUGGUCACAACCACUAG
This is a messenger RNA of Sander lucioperca (pikeperch), 1066 nucleotides long. Its product is annotated as disks large homolog 4-like. Lineage: Eukaryota; Metazoa; Chordata; Actinopteri; Perciformes; Percidae. The coding region runs from base 44 to 1066 and encodes 340 amino acids. The record is from RefSeq and is a predicted model, not a curated record. Gene Ontology annotation, molecular function: protein binding. The transcript is spliced from 10 exons. Gene Ontology annotation, cellular component: postsynaptic density membrane; neuron projection; neuromuscular junction. Gene Ontology annotation, biological process: postsynaptic neurotransmitter receptor diffusion trapping; AMPA glutamate receptor clustering; chemical synaptic transmission.